Messenger RNA from Habropoda laboriosa, 3078 nucleotides. It is a transcript of the gene NfI, whose product is annotated as nuclear factor 1 X-type. The coding region runs from base 749 to 2752 and encodes 667 amino acids. Lineage: Eukaryota; Metazoa; Arthropoda; Insecta; Hymenoptera; Apidae. The transcript has 13 exons. Gene Ontology annotation, molecular function: RNA polymerase II cis-regulatory region sequence-specific DNA binding; DNA-binding transcription factor activity, RNA polymerase II-specific. Gene Ontology annotation, cellular component: nucleus. The record is from RefSeq and is a predicted model, not a curated record. Gene Ontology annotation, biological process: regulation of transcription by RNA polymerase II.
UGAUCGGACGUGGACCUUUUAGAGUUCGAGCGUCAGCUGAUCAUCGUCUUUUCAUCGCUGGAAAACCGUGUCUUAUCGUACAGUUAUUGCGUCUUCGGAGGAACCCGUGUUAUUUUCUGAUAGGGAUAAUCUUCGUCGAUUUGAAAAUUGUUAGAAGGUGGGGUUGGAAAGACGGGAGAUCUUUUUUUGGCAACAGAAACCCAUCAGCGUGUGGAAUAUCGAAGUUUCUUCCGCCAGACGUCUCACCGAAGAAGCCAGUAAAUCCUCGAGACACCAGACAACCAAGGAGAAACCCUUUACUACCUCUCUCCGGUCGCUCGAGCAAGCUAACGAGAGUUAACCAGGAAGAAACUUAACCUUCCUCACAUAUAUAGGAUACGAUAUAAGAAUAACAACCGGAAAGAAAACGUAAGAAUAAUAAUUCUCUUCCAGAAAGAGAGGGAGAACGAGAGAUAAAAGGAAAAAGACAAAGAGAAAGUGGAGAUAAGUAGAGUUGUUAAGAGGAUUUAAAAUUGACCUUUCGAGGUCUUGAUCAAUUUUUGGUAUCAGUGGAAACAGAAGGGAGGAGAAGAGAGGUGGAGGAGAGGUGGUGCAGAUGAGGCCACGAUCAAUCUGCGACAGGGUGGCGGAGGAGUAUUGCGAACCUGACGGUUGUUACUGCGAAAAUCGGUGCUUCUGACAGCCGGACGGCAGGAGGGACAGACAGACGGUAGUGUGCCACAGCAGCCGCAGUGCUUGCGAAUACUCGAUGGAUGAGUUCCAUCCAUUCAUUGAGGCCCUCCUACCAUUCGUGAAGUCUUUCUCGUACACGUGGUUCAACCUACAAGCCGCCAAGAGGCGUUACUACAAGAAGCACGAGAAACGGAUGAGUCUCGAAGAGGAAAGGCAGUGCAAGGAGGAGCUCCAGAACGAGAAGUUGGAGGUGAAACAGAAAUGGGCCUCGCGGCUUCUAGGCAAGUUACGAAAGGAUAUCACGCAGGAGUACAGAGAGGACUUCGUACUGAGUAUCACGGGGAAGAGGCCAGCCAUGUGCGUUCUGAGCAAUCCUGAUCAGAAGGGUAAAAUGCGUCGCAUCGACUGCCUGCGUCAAGCUGAUAAGGUAUGGAGGUUGGACCUGGUAAUGGUGAUCCUCUUCAAGGCAAUUCCGUUGGAGUCGACGGACGGGGAACGGCUGGAGAAGACUGCGGAAUGUGCUCAGCCGGGCCUCUGCGUCAACCCCUAUCACAUCAACGUCUCCGUCCGGGAACUCGAUCUCUACCUCGCCAAUUUUAUCACCAGCCACGAGGUCCUAAACGGCAUCUGCAACGCGAGCAAGGAGGAGGAGAGGCGGCGAAAAGGUACAGGCUACCACGAACUAUAUAACGGUGUUGUCUGCAAUGACACGAUCCUAGCGACAGGUGUCUUCAGCUCCAAGGAGCUCUGGAUGCUUUCAAAAGCGUCCAUACUGCAUGACCUCAGCGACAUGCAGCCUCAAAUAAACGCGAUCAAAAUAGAGCACCCGCCGUACUACUGCAGCAGCUACACCCCUCCGUCCGCAGCCACGGCCGCGGAUCAUGCUCAGCCAGCGGCUAGCUUCAGCCCACCACCAGUACAUCAGCUCAUAAGGAACGACAAGACUGAAAAGCCCCCGACGGUGUCCGUGUCGAGUGCGCCGACAUUCUCUCCGGUGCUCAGGCCUGAGGAUGGUCACCGUGGUAUGGACUCACCGCACUCUCAGACGGGAUUGCACUCACCGCACGAAGGACUGGCCGGUGGUUCCGGUCAAAGUAUGUCCGGGCUCGCGUACUACCAGCCGGAGCACCCUGCCUCCACAGGGGUGGUGAAGUACCCCGAGAACGGUCACGAUACAUUGUCAGAUUUCGUGACGUUCGUCUGCCAGGAGGCGGAGAAUACACAGCAACUGCCCCAGGCGCAGCUAGCCGGACCCCGCACUGGCAUACAAAAGUUCUCACAGUAUUAUCCGAGUUCGAUGCUGCCGCCGCCGCCACCCGCACCGAUGGCGAGGCCGGUCGCCAUUAUAAGGUCGACAGGCGAGCUGACGGCCGCGAGCUCGAACUCGCCCCCCACCUCUUCGACCUCACCUACAGACCCAGCCGAACUGGCGCCCAAUCAGGAGCAAAUGGCCGCCGCCGCGGCGGUGGGACUGGUCAGUUCCGGUUGCCAGAGCUCCGUCGAUCCAGCCGGAAGGAAGAGCCCCGCGAGGAUCCUCGUAACAGCGCCGCACACCAGCCGGGAGUACACGUUUGCUCACUUUCACUCUCAACCUGGACAGCAAAUAUUCACGUAUCCUACCAUCAGCUCGAUGUCAGGGGUGAUCUCCCCAACGAAUCUCUCCCUAUUCUCAUCGCCAGUUUCGGUGACGAGGCCAGUAGCCACUCAGAGAUCGGUAUCUAACGUGCCACCUCGUUGGAACACGGCACCGUUCAUUAAUUUAGAGGACGAUUAUAAUAUGAUCGCACCGAUCAUCACUGGCACUGCCAGCGAGCCGCCUUCCGCCAUGGACGAAGAACGAUACUUCCACCCAGUGCACACGAGCAGCGUGGUGGACAAAAGCGGCGCUGGUAACCUAAUGGGCACAGAUCUUGGUGUAGCCACGGAUCCAACCUCUCACCAUCACCAACAACAACCUCAACAGCCUCAGCAGCAACAACAGCAGUCACAACAACAGCAACAACAAACACAACAGCAGCAACAGCAGCAGCAGCAACAAGUGAUGCAGGAUAAGAGCGGCCGACCAAAGUCUCCUCCGUGACACUGGAGGCUUAGAGCGGAAAGCGUCGAGAAGCUCGCAUGUUCCACGGGGUCGUUACUCACCGGCGCGUACGAUAAUUACUCUGAGCCGGAGGGGAAUCGCCAGGAUUCCCCGUGUCGUGUUCAGCUUCGCGACCUAAGCCUGCGGAGAAUCGAGUGCCUGAGAGUCUGAUCGUUAGUUUAAGACGGGAGCAGCGUCGAGGGAUGAUCGUGUGAGCCGCUUCCGGCGUAACAGGGCCCAUCCGCCAUUAUGGUACCGCUCCAGUAACGAGCAACCAGGGUUAGGCCCUGGCUUCGCGAUCUCUUUGCGGAGCUCGAUUUUCAACC